This is a messenger RNA of Anopheles funestus (African malaria mosquito), 886 nucleotides long. RefSeq lists its product as uncharacterized. The record is from RefSeq and is a predicted model, not a curated record. The coding region runs from base 214 to 774 and encodes 186 amino acids. The transcript has 4 exons. NCBI's taxonomy places the organism in Eukaryota, Metazoa, Arthropoda, Insecta, Diptera, Culicidae.
UGCUCAACACGCUUGCCACUGACACGGAACAUUUUAGCGAUUACUACCAAACCUGAAUGUCACGCAACGUUGUACUGUGCCCAGUGUUUAGUGAUUUUUGAUCCAGAUAAAAGGUGGCAUAUGUUUUCCGGUUCAGUUGAUCGUAGUUCGCACGUGUAAUCAAUUAUUGUGUGUACCAGGCGCAGCCACAAACCGUUGUAGAAUAUUUCCAAAAUGGGUUCCAAGGCACUUCAUGCGGGUGUUUCGCAUUCAGCUAGUGGCGUUAGAUUUGUUGUCAUUCUUUGUUUCACCGGCCUGUUGGGAGUUGCAAUGGCUUGUAACGGUGGCUACAAGAUACGCAUGAAAAAGAUUGAAAACUGUGCCGGUGCGGAUGCAAUUAUUACUGCCGAUGAAAAUUUCACCGUCGUGUUGACGAAAAAUUGUGAUAUCAAAUCGCGAGGCUGCGUACGAUUUAAGGACUUCAAGACGGGCAAUGCAAAGUACACGAUUUCCAAGGACGGUGUACAGGUGCUGCAGGGUUCGACCGACAUCUGCGAUCAGGCGUCCCGGCCAAGGCGUACGGAAAACAUUGCCGAGCUGUUACGCAGUUUGGGCGUACCGGAGAAGUGUCCGAUUGAUGCGGGUCAAAUUUGUACCGAACCCAGUCAAGUGGUAAACAUUAAUCGCUUCAAACAAUAUCUUCCCCUUGCACGGGGUGCUAUUGCCGUAGAUGUUUCCGUUCAGCAUGAUUCGGGUAAAAGUUGCUUCAAGAUUCGCUUCGACAUAACCAAGUAGGACGACAGGAAUGACAUCGAUCUAUGUGGCACAUGUUAGAGACCAAUCAAAUUAAUUGUUUUUCUUUAAAUAAUAAAAAUAUGUUAUACAAUUGUUUACGUUGCAAUCGGAA